Molecule: messenger RNA, 3189 nt
Organism: Rangifer tarandus platyrhynchus (Svalbard reindeer)
Lineage: Eukaryota; Metazoa; Chordata; Mammalia; Artiodactyla; Cervidae
Source: the annotation of a GenBank genome assembly
AUGAUGAAGUUUCGGUUCCGCAGGCAGGGCGCAGACCCGCAGCGCGAGAAGCUCAAGCAGGAGCUCUUCGCCUUCCAUAAGACUGUGGAGCAUGGCUUCCCCAACCAGCCCAGUGCGCUGGCCUUUGACCCUGAGCUUCGUAUCAUGGCCAUUGGCACCCGAUCUGGGGCCGUCAAGAUCUACGGUGCCCCUGGUGUGGAGUUCACGGGCCUGCACCGAGAUGCGGCCACUGUCACCCAGAUGCAUUUCCUGCCUGGUCAGGGUCGAGUCCUGACCCUGCUGGAUGACGACAGCCUCCACCUGUGGGAAAUCGUCCACCAUGAUGGCUGCGCCCACCUGGAGGAAGCCCUACGAUUCCAGGCACCCAGUCGGCCUGGCUUUGACGGUGCCAGCGGCCUGCCCAGCCUCGCCCACAUCACAGUGGUCCUGCUGGUGGCUGCGGGUGACAUGGCUGCCCUGGGCACGGAGGGCGGAAGCAUCUUCUUCCUGGAUGUUCCCACCCUGACACUGCUUGAGGGGCAGACUCUGGGCCCGGACGAGGUUCUGCGAAGCGUGCCUGAUGACUACCGAUGUGGGAAGGCACUGGGCCCCGUGGAGUCACUCCAGGGGCACCUGCGGGACCCCACCAAGAUCCUUAUCGGCUACAGCCGGGGCCUGCUGGUCAUCUGGAACCAGGCUGCUCGCUGUGCCGAGCGCAUCUUCCUGGGGAACCAGCAGCUGGAGAGCGUGUGCUGGGAGCGCAGUGGCCACACGGUGGUCAGCUCGCACAGUGAUGGCAGCUACGCCAUCUGGGCUGCGGACACCGGCGACUCCCCAAUGGCGCAGCCCACGGUGGCUACCACGCCCUAUGGACCCUUCCCCUGCAAAGCCAUCAACAAGGUCCUGUGGCGAAGCUGUGCGUCUGGCGAGCACUUCGUCAUCUUCAGCGGUGGCAUGCCCCGCGCCAGCUAUGGUGACCGCCACUGCGUGAGCGUGCUGCAGGCCGAAACCCUGGUGACACUGGACUUCACCUCCCGUGUCAUUGACUUCUUCACCGUGCAUAGCACGCGGCCCGAGGAUGAGUUCGACGAGCCGCAGGCCCUCGCAGUGCUGCUCGAAGAGGAGCUGGUGGUGCUGGACCUGCAGACGCCCGGCUGGCCGGCUGUGCCCGCCCCGUACCUGGCCCCCCUGCACUCGUCCGCCAUCACCUGCUCAGCCCAUGUCGCCAAUGUCCCCGCCAAGCUGUGGGCCCGCAUCAUGAGCGCCGGCGAGCAGCAGAACCCCCAGCCAGCCUCCGGGGCCUCGAGCUGGCCCAUCACUGGGGGCCGGAACCUGGCUCAGGAGCCAUCCCAGCGAGGCCUGCUGCUGACUGGCCACGAGGACGGCACAGUGCGCUUCUGGGAUGCCUCUGGCGUGGCCCUGCGACCGCUCUACAAGCUGAGCACCGCCGGCCUCUUCCAGACGGACUGUGAGCAUGUCGACAGCCUGGCCCAGGCCGCCGAGGACGACUGGCCGCCCUUCCGCAAGGUGGGCUGCUUUGACCCCUACAGUGAUGACCCGCGGCUCGGCGUGCAGAAGGUGGCGCUCUGCAAGUACACGGCCCAGAUGGCGGUGGCCGGCACCGCGGGUCAGGUGCUGGUGCUGGAGUUGAGUGACGCGCCAGCAGAGCAGGCGGUGGGCGUGGCCAGCCUGGACCUGCUGCAGGACAGGGAGGGCUUCACGUGGAAAGGCCACGAGCGGCUGAGCCCACGCCUGGGACCGCUGCCCUGGCCAGCUGGCUUCCAGCCCCGCGCGCUCAUCCAGUGCCUGCCACCAGCCGCUGUCACGGCCGUCACGCUCCACGCUGAGUGGGGCCUCGUGGCCUUCGGGACCAGUCACGGCUUUGGCCUCUUUGACUACCUGCGCAGGAGCCCCGUGCUGGCCAGGUGCACCCUGCACCCCAGCGACUCCCUGGCCAUGGAGGGGCCACUGUCCCGCGUGAAGUCGCUCAAGAAGUCGUUGCGCCAGUCCUUCCGGCGCAUCCGCAAGAGCCGUGCGUCGGGCAAGAAGCGCAUGGUCGCUGGCAGCAAGUUGCAGGAGGCCAACGCGCAGCUGGCGGAGCAGGCUGGUCCCCAGGAUGUGGAGGUGACGCCCGUGCAGCGCCGCAUUGAGCCCCGCUCGGCCGACGACUCCCUCUCCGGUGUUGUGCGCUGUCUCUACUUUGCAGACACCUUCCUUCGAGAUGCAGCCCACCACGGCCCCACCAUGUGGGCAGGCACCAACUCGGGCUCUGUGUUUGCCUAUGCACUGGAGGUGCCAGCGGCAGCAGUGGGCGGUGAGAAGCGGCCAGAGCGGGCGGUGGAGGCCGUGCUGGGCAAGGAGGUGCAGCUGAUGCACCGUGCCCCCGUGGUGGCCAUUGCAGUGCUGGAUGGGCGCGGCCGUCCACUGCCAGAGCCCUAUGAAGCCUCGCGGGACCUGGCGCAGGCGCCCGACAUGCAGGGCGGCCACGCUGUGCUCAUUGCAUCUGAGGAGCAGUUCAAGGUGUUCACGCUACCCAAAGUGAGCGCCAAGACCAAGUUCAAGCUCACAGCCCACGAGGGCUGCCGCGUGCGCAAGGUGGCCCUAGCUACCUUUGCCAGUGUUGCCUGCGAGGACUACGCGGAGACCUGCCUGGCCUGCCUCACUAACCUGGGUGACGUGCACGUGUUCUCGGUGCCGGGCCUGCGGCCCCAGGUGCACUAUGCCUGCAUCCGCAAGGAGGACAUCAGCGGCAUCGCCUCCUGCGUGUUCACGCGGCACGGCCAGGGGUUUUACCUGAUUUCCCCCUCGGAGUUUGAGCGCUUCUCCUUGAGCGCCCGGAACAUCACCGAGCCACUCUGCUGUCUGGACGUCCAUUGGCCCCGAGAUGCCACACGUGUCAGCCACAGGUCCCGAGAGUCGCCCAAGCUGAACCAGGCUAACGGGACCCCGGGCGUCAUCUUGGCCCCACAGAGUUGUGAUGGAAGCCCCGAUCCCAUCUGCAAGGGGGCUGACACCCCAGAGCCAGCUGAGGCCAUGCUCUCACCUAUGUCCAUUGACUCGGCCACCAGUGCUGACACCACGCUGGACACAACAGGGGACAUGACGGUGGAGGAUGUAAAGGAUUUCCUGGGCUCCUCAGAGGAAUCUGAGAAGAACCUGCGGAACCUGUCAGAAGAGGAGGCUCGAGCCUGCGCCAUCCUGAUCAAAUGA